Molecule: messenger RNA, 1798 nt
Organism: Medioppia subpectinata
Lineage: Eukaryota; Metazoa; Arthropoda; Arachnida; Sarcoptiformes; Oppiidae
Source: the annotation of a GenBank genome assembly
AUGCAAUACAAAUGGUAUCGUAUAUUGAAUUACUGGUCGGUCCGUAAUAUCUCGGGUCCAAAACCCAUACCAUUGUUUGGCAAUACUUUAAGCCCUAUUCUAAGACCUAAGCCAUUGGUUGAGUUGGAGUGGUAUAAGACUUACGGUCCAAUCUAUGGUAAAUAUAAUUGUGGAAAACCGGAGCUAUCGGUGGCGGACCCGGUGCUCCUCAAACAGAUUCUGGUAAAAGACUUUCACAAAUUCCGUAACCGAGGCGUAGCUAAAGUGGAUGACGUCGUCUUUGCAAACAUUUUCCUCGCCAUUGAUGACGACUGGAAACGGAUGCGAGCCAUAGCCAGUCCCUUAUUUAGCACCGGUAAACUCAAACACAUGUGUCCAGUGAUCAACGAGUGUUGCGACAACUUCUUGGCCGCACUCGACAGAGACGUGUCCACCGGUCGGACGGAAGUGGAGUUAAAGCAAGUGAUGGCCGCCUAUACCGUGGAUGUGAUCGGCAAAUGUGUCUUCUCUGUUGACACCGACUCCUAUUGCGAUCCAAACAAUCCGUUCACUACUAAAGCGAAUUGGAUUUUAAAACAUUUCACCACUUCUUCAUCUGCUUUAUUGACUAACAUUUUGCCCACUUUUCUGACUAAACGGUUGGCAGCCAUUGGCUCAUCAAAUAUUAUGUUUUUCAAGCAUCUCUCUAAGCGUUUGAUAUCUGAGCGCAAAAAUGCGGCCAAAAAACCAAACGAUUUCUUACAGUAUUUUACAGAUAUGAAGAUAGAGGACAACAACACGACUACGACUACGGGUGCGGACUCUGUGGCCACCGAUGAACUAAUGAUAGAGAAGCGGGCGUUAAGUGCAGUCUUGAAGAAGAAAAAGUUAACUACAGACGAAGCGAUCGCUCAGACAAUUGUAUUUUUUAUCGCCGGCUACGAGACAACGGCCACAGCUCUGGCGUACUGUACGUAUGAAUUGGCACUCAAUCCCGAUAUUCAGGACCGGUUGGUGGCGGAGACCAGAGAGGCGUUCAGUGAAAACACGGGAGACAUAGACUACGAGACCGUUAUCCGACUCCCACUCCUCGACGCCGUUAUAUCGGAAACUCUUCGCAAAUACCCGCCGGGUAUUAAUCCCUUGCGUAAGGCCGCGGAGGAUGUGAUGCUCACCACAGGUACCGACGGAUUAACGUUUAAGGUUGAAAAGGGAACGAAUGUAGAGAUCCCGGUGUAUGCCAUACAUCACUCGCCCGAUAACUAUUCCGACGCAUUUAUUUUCAAACCCGACCGCUUUUUGCCACAGAAUCGCCAUAACAUCAAACCCUAUACAUACUUACCAUUCGGCGCCGGACCCCGUCAUUGCAUUGGUAUGCGUUUUGCACUUCUUAUGGCCAAACUGGCCAUGGUCAAAUUGAUCCGACAAUUCCGAUUCUAUCGUUUGCCCACCACUGAUGUGCCCGUUGUGUUCACUGCGGGUCGACUUACUGUACAUUCCUGUAGUCUUCGAGUGGGAGUUGAGAAGCGUUGAAAGAAAAUCAAUUUACUUCAGAACUUCAAAAUAUAUUACUUCCAAAUUUCAUACACUAAAGUAAAAUUCUUAAUAACACGUUAGCAACAGUCAACAUGAAUCUGACUUAAUUUUCCCUUACCGUAUCUCUAAACAUUACUCUCUCACACCUCUCUCGCUCUUAUAGUCGCUCUCACAUACAAUACUCUGCAACCCUCUCUCCCUCUCCCGUCAUUUUGUAUCAAUAAAGUACGGAUUGAAUGAUGCUAUAAUGCACUCGUAUAUUAGAAAUAGCAUUUGUGAAAGC